AUGUAUUUGAAUUUUCAAAACAAAACAUUUUGGGAAAGUCUGCAUUUAAAAAGUGGCCUUGAGGACUGGGAUAUGGAGGAGAAGCUCAAGCUAACCACCACCACUGAUCAGUUUCCUCAUGCAGAAUCUUAUGUGCAGCCCCAUUUGUGGAUGUGGGUGAACCCCAAUCUGGUUUGCCCCAUUGCCAGCUGUCCUAGUGUGGACAUGCCAGGACCCAGUAGCCCAGAAUGCUCAGUAGCUGCUGCUGCACCAGGGUUUUCUUCUCCAAGCCCUUCCUUGAAUUACUCCAACCUUAACUGUUCAGAGGAGGAUCUGCUGUCAUCAUCCAGUGAGGCAGAGAAGUUCAUAGAGGAUGAAGAUGCCUCAUCGGUGGACAUCUCACUCCCUCAGAAAAUGGAGACUCCCAAAUCUAAGGCUGUUCUGGCACUCCGGAAACCAAAGGUCCCCAGGUCUCAGAGCAAGAAGCUCAAGUACAUCCUGCAGGCGAGCACCAAAAUCAAAGGGGGAUGGCCCCGCCCCCCCCUUAAUUACUGCAUCCUCAUCACCCUGGCCCUGCGUAACAAUGCAGAAGGCAGCCUGACUGUGCAGCAGAUCUACCAAUUCACACGGCAGCACUUUCCCUUUUUCCAGACAGCCCCAGAUGGCUGGAAAAACACCAUUCGUCACAAUCUGUGCUUCAGUAGCAGCUUUGAGAAAACCUCCCACUUUGUGUGCAAUGAGGGCAACCGCAAGUCACGCCUGUGGAAGCUGACACCAGAAGGGUGCAGAAAGUUCCAGGAAGAGGUACAGGCUCUAUCUGAGGAGGCCCUCGACUUAGUGAGUCAGAGCUUGAACAAACCAGGUACAUAUCAAGAGACAGUAGCCCCUGCUGAGGCUUUGGAGCUAGGAUGA
Messenger RNA from Chelonoidis abingdonii (Abingdon island giant tortoise), 891 nucleotides. The record is from RefSeq and is a predicted model, not a curated record. Lineage: Eukaryota; Metazoa; Chordata; Testudines; Testudinidae.